Kickxella alabastrina is the source of this 1374-nucleotide messenger RNA. RefSeq names its product tetrapyrrole biosynthesis, uroporphyrinogen III synthase. NCBI's taxonomy places the organism in Eukaryota, Fungi, Kickxellomycota, Kickxellomycetes, Kickxellales, Kickxellaceae. Gene Ontology annotation, biological process: uroporphyrinogen III biosynthetic process. Gene Ontology annotation, molecular function: uroporphyrinogen-III synthase activity. The transcript has a single exon. The record is from RefSeq and is a predicted model, not a curated record. Bases 306 to 1298 code for a protein of 330 amino acids.
UGACUGCAGGACAAUAAAAAAUGAGGAAAUCCAAAGUUGUAUUUUAGUGGCACGUGCUGUGAUGGUUAUAGGUCUUUAAUUUGUCGUGUUUGGGACUGGCAUGGGCGGAUAUUAACUUUAUCUCCUCAAAAAUCGCAAAGCAAUGCAGAUGGCACACGUCCCCACAACCAGCGCUUGGACAUUUGUCUGUCUGAUAUUCCUCUUCGUCUUUUUUCUUGCGCCUUGCCAUAGGGCAAUUUGCUCAAAAAAAAAUUAAAUUAUCUUCCAACUGCCACACACUUUCUGCAAUACUUAUUUUGACAUUGAUGGACUCGGAGGCAACAAUAUCAAGCGUCAUAUUGUUCCGCGACGGCAACAGCAGUAAUGCGUACACUGAGCUACUCGAGCAAGACCACGCAUCCGUCGAAAAUGUCGUUGUUCUCGAGCACCAAGACUUGAUAACGACCGAAACAAUCAGCGAUCUUGUAGGCCCCGACCAGCAGUUUGCAGCAAUACUGUUCACCAGCCAGAACGCAGUCAAGGCGCUGAGCCGGGCGGCCAACACGUGGCUAGCAAUGUGCGAUAUCGACGGCGCAGCAUGCAAUCGCAAACAAGCAUGGGCGCGCUUCCUAAAUAGACCGGUUUUUGUCGUCGGCCGCGCGACCGGCUCAACAUGUCGGGAUCUACUGUAUGGCUCGGCUCAAUUAGGUGAUGAUCAUUCCGUCACUGCUGACAUCAGAGGACAGGAUGCAGGGAGGGCUACAGUGAUGCUACCUGAGAUCAUCGAUUUUUGCGCGCAUCAUUAUGAACAAACUGGCACGAAACCGCGGCUCGUGUUUUUUUGUGGCGACCAGAGGCGCGACACGCUCCCCGACGGCAUACGACAGAGCGGACAAGCAUCCGAGCUGAUCGAGGUGGUGUCAUACACGACGGUUGGCCGGCCUUACGAUCAGACAAGACAGGAUCUGAGUGAUGCCUUGGGCAGGAUCAGUGCGCUGCGCAAAACAGCAUAUGUCGACGGGAAUAAUGCUGCCAAUUUGGUGUGGAUGGUGCUGUUUAGUCCCUCAGGCGUGCGGGUGGUCAGCCCUGUGUUGAAUGCCAUGAUGAGCGAGGCAGUGUUACAGCUACCAGCCAUGGGGUGCAGAAAGAAGCGCGAGACGCAUUAUCGCCUGGUCGCGAUUGGAGAGACAACGAUGUCAGAGCUCGUCAUGCAAGGGAUAAGCGAGAAAAAUAUUGUGAUGGCGAAGGAACCGAGUGCUCAAGGGAUACGCAAUGCUAUUUGUGGGGUUUUUGCUGCAUUAGGAACAAAGCAAAAAUAAAUGUAUCAUAUCAUCGUCAUCAGUCUUUUAUUUGUAUGUUGUGUCGAUGACGUAAUGACGUAUGUUAGCAAAAAUC